Molecule: messenger RNA, 483 nt
Organism: Asparagus officinalis (garden asparagus)
Lineage: Eukaryota; Viridiplantae; Streptophyta; Magnoliopsida; Asparagales; Asparagaceae
Product: probable mitochondrial-processing peptidase subunit alpha-1, mitochondrial
Exons: 3
Coding region: 145-483 (112 amino acids)
Source: RefSeq, a predicted model, not a curated record
GGAUCCGAGUCCUUAUUUCGCGAUACGCACCGAGACCUCUUCUUCCCUUCUUUUGGAUCGCCUCCUCUCUCUGUCUCUCUCUCUCUCUCUCUAAGAGCGAAACCUAGCUAGGGUUAGGGUUUGUGAUCCAUUCCCUCCGCCAUCAUGUAUCGAGUUGCUGGCUCCCGCCUUCGGGCUCUCAAGCGAAAUGCCUGUGAGACUGGAGUUCUUGGCGCUGCAACAAGAUUAGCUAGUACAGCUGUUGCAAAACCUUCUUCUGGAGGCUCCGGAUUCUUUGGCUGGCUCACUAGGGGUUCUCAGAAACUUCCCUCUCUGGAACUCCCUCUUGAGGGGGUCACACUGCCCCCACCCUUGCCUGAUAAAGUAGAAGCGGGCGAGACAAGGAUUACAACUCUUCCAAACGGAGUGAAAAUUGCCUCUGAAACAUCACCUAACCCAGCUGCUUCUAUUGGGCUCUAUGUAGAAUGUGGUUCUAUGGGGUGA